AGCACUGCACGUCGUGGAGAGAUGGUGCUCGGAGAAUCGAGACGUUAGUUUAUGACACAGCAAAAAAGAGACACUGAGACCAAGGGUGCCGCAUCCAACGGAGAAUAUGAACAAGGAAGACGCGUCAUGUCGACCCGCUUCUUUGAAGUUCACUAUUGACAAUAUCCUCAACUCCAAGUCGAGCAGCAGAAACUUUGACAGCUGUCAUUCAAAGCCAGCGCUUGUAGUCUGUCGGGAUGGCUGUCUACAUCACCCCGGAGACAGCGAGGAUCCAGGCAAAGAAAGGUCAGAUGCAAGAUUGCACGACAUUGAUAAAGUCGUCAGAGACGGAGACGGGAGUGUGGACGCGCUGAAAGCCGCCGACAUGCGCAGCGAGAGCACGGACAGCUGCGACGACGCGCAACAGAAGAGCAACGGCAAGAAGAACAAACUGAUGACGAAAAAGAAAACGCGCACUAUAUUUUCAAAAAGACAGAUUUUCCAACUGGAAUCUACUUUUGACAUGAAACGCUAUCUGAGCAGCGCGGAGCGCGCGUGCCUGGCGAACUCUUUACAGCUCACCGAAACUCAAGUCAAAAUCUGGUUCCAGAAUCGACGGAAUAAAUUAAAAAGACAGCUGUCUACUGAACUGGAGGGCCCGAAUAGCGAUAUCGGUGAUAUCGGAAAGACGGUACCGCUCCCAGCUUUAUACAAAGACAAUAAUCUGCUUGGAAGAUGCAUGCUUCCAAUGCCUCUGCCAGUCGUGUAUCCUGGAGGAAGCGCGCCUUACUUUUAUUUCUCCAACGCUAGCAAAUAUUUCAGCCUUUAUGAUGGAGAUAUUUGACUUAGAAAAGAGCCUCGCACAGGGACACUGCUUUCUUAGCGCCUAUGUCAAUAACGACAACACGGGCCAACUCACGUUUUCAUAAAAAGCAUUUUCGGCCUUUUUGUGUGUUUUGCUGAAAACAUUGUUGAGCUUUCAGGACAGAUGUUGGCUUGUAUUUCUAUGCAAACCCGAUUUUAUUUAUUGUAAGCUGUAAUUUUGUUUUUUAUAAAAUAGCCUAUCUAACACCAUGCAUAUUCUAUCCCGUAGUUACUCUGAUGAGUAGCCAUACUGGCAGAAAUGCCAGUGCCAAUCAUCCUGCCUUCACGUGGAAGGGCACAAUGACACAGCCGUUUUACUUUUUACAUUAGUAUUAUUAUUAUUAUUAUUAUUACAUAGACAUCUUCGCCAAAGACAGAUUAUCCAUGCAUGCAUUUGUAUUUUACACGGGCCUCUAAUUUCUACAUGAGCUCAAUUAAAACGUAUUUAAGUGAAUGUAUUGGUUAUUUUACACUUAAAACGCAUGUUUUGUUGUUUAUUCCUUUUAGAAUUGUAUCGUUUUAUAUCAUUAAACGCAUAACUAGGCCAGUUAAAUGCUAGCCUAAUGUUAUUAACUUUUUUUUUUUGAGUCUCAUUAACUCUCCUGUUUUACACUUGCUUCGA
Molecule: messenger RNA, 1465 nt
Organism: Xyrauchen texanus (razorback sucker)
Lineage: Eukaryota; Metazoa; Chordata; Actinopteri; Cypriniformes; Catostomidae
Product: homeobox protein HMX2-like
Exons: 2
Coding region: 107-823 (238 amino acids)
Biological process (GO): regulation of transcription by RNA polymerase II
Cellular component (GO): nucleus
Molecular function (GO): RNA polymerase II transcription regulatory region sequence-specific DNA binding; DNA-binding transcription factor activity, RNA polymerase II-specific
Source: RefSeq, a predicted model, not a curated record